UUCCGAGCCUGGGAUGUUUACCUGAAGGCAGCGCGAGAACACGUGUUAGAGCCUUCUGGAAACCGACUCCCCUUUCGAUAGGGUUCGAGCAGUGCGGACUCUUUACCGGCGAUACUUUUUAUUUUUUCUUCGCUGGGUGUGCAGCUUCGUCAUGGCUGUGAAAGCUCUAAACCCAAAAGCAGAAGUAGCCAGGGCCCAGGCCGCUUUGGCCGUUAAUAUCAGUGCCGCCCGGGGGCUUCAAGAUGUGUUGAGAAGUAACCUGGGACCGAAGGGGACCAUGAAAAUGCUGGUGUCUGGUGCAGGAGACAUAAAGCUGACCAAAGAUGGCAACGUCUUGUUACACGAAAUGCAAAUUCAGCACCCAACGGCGUCACUUAUUGCAAAGGUUGCCACGGCACAGGAUGACAUCACAGGAGAUGGUACCACCUCCAACGUCCUCAUCAUUGGUGAACUGCUGAAGCAGGCCGACCUCUAUGUGUCAGAGGGACUUCAUCCAAGAAUCAUUACUGAGGGUUUUGAGGCUGCAAAAGAGAAAGCUUUGGCAGUUCUGGAGGAAGUGAAGGUGACUCGGGAAAUGGACAGAGAGACACUCAUCAAUGUUGCACGCACCUCUCUCAGGACCAAGGUCCACACAGAGUUGGCAGACCUGUUAACUGAGGCUGUAGUAGAUGCUGUGCUGGCUAUUGCUAAACCCAAUGAACCCAUUGACUUGUACAUGGUGGAGAUCAUGGAGAUGAAGCAUAAGACUGACUGCGAUACACAGCUAAUCAGAGGUUUGGUGUUGGACCACGGUGCCCGACACCCAGACAUGAAGAAGAGGGUUGAGGAUGCUUAUGUGCUGACCUGCAACGUGUCUUUGGAGUAUGAAAAGACAGAGGUCAACUCUGGCUUUUUCUACAAGAGCGCUGGGGACAGGGAGAAGCUUGUGGCAGCAGAAAGGAAGUUCAUUGAAGAUCGUGUGCAAAAGAUCAUCGCCUUGAAGAACAAAGUCUGCCCUAAUGGGGAGAAGGGUUUUGUAGUCAUUAACCAGAAGGGUAUUGACCCAUUCUCCCUGGAUGCCCUAGCCAAGGAAGGCAUUGUCGCUCUGCGCAGGGCAAAGAGGAGGAACAUGGAAAGACUCUCACUUGCUUGUGGUGGCAUUGCCAUGAAUUCAGUCGAUGAUCUCACACCCGAGUGCCUGGGACACGCUGGGCUGGUUUAUGAACACACACUGGGAGAAGAAAAAUACACGUUCAUUGAGAAUUGUGGGAACCCUCGCUCAGUGACUCUGCUGGUGAAGGGACCCAACAAACACACCCUCACACAGAUCAAAGAUGCUGUAAGGGAUGGCCUGCGGGCUGUCAAGAACGCCAUAGAAGACGGUAGUGUUCUACCUGGUGCAGGUGCAUUUGAGGUGGCCGUGGCAGACGCUCUGAUAAAACAUAAGCCCAGUGUGAAAGGCAGAGCCCAGCUGGGAGUCCAAGCAUUUGCAGAUGCUCUCUUAAUCAUCCCUAAGGUUUUGGCCCAGAACUCUGGCUAUGACCAACAGGAGACCCUGCUAAAGCUGCAGACAGAGUACAAAGAGUCUGGUCAGCUUGUUGGAGUAGACCUCAGCACAGGGGAACCUAUGGUAGCAGGAGAAGCAGGAGUGUGGGACAAUUACAGUGUCAAGAAACAACUUCUCCAUUCAUGCACGGUGAUUGCCACCAACAUUUUAUUGGUAGAUGAGAUAAUGAGAGCUGGAAUGUCUUCUCUCAAAGGUUAAAGGUCAGCUGAGGAAGCUGCAGCGGUUGUCAUGCUCACAAGGAUAGCCAUUUUCCAGAUGGUUCAGUCAACACGUUAUUGCUCUCGGCACUCGGUCUGAUGGACAGCCUGCUUUUAACACCACAGAAUCCAUCACAGCGUCUGUCAGAAACCAUUGUUUUGCUAGUCAUGGUUUUUUUUUCCAUGCAUUUGUCAAUGCGCCCCCUUCUGAUUAGUUUAUUUAUGAGAUUUUGUUAAAAGCACCGACCUCUGACACUCACUUUUGUUUCUACCAUUAAAGGUUUUCUUGGCUAUUGAAAA
Monopterus albus (swamp eel) is the source of this 2043-nucleotide messenger RNA. It is a transcript of the gene cct6a, whose product is annotated as chaperonin containing TCP1, subunit 6A (zeta 1). Gene Ontology annotation, molecular function: ATP hydrolysis activity; ATP-dependent protein folding chaperone; ATP binding. NCBI's taxonomy places the organism in Eukaryota, Metazoa, Chordata, Actinopteri, Synbranchiformes, Synbranchidae. Bases 152 to 1744 code for a protein of 530 amino acids. The transcript has 13 exons. Gene Ontology annotation, biological process: protein folding. The record is from RefSeq and is a predicted model, not a curated record.